This is a messenger RNA of Symbiodinium necroappetens, 453 nucleotides long. Lineage: Eukaryota; Dinophyceae; Suessiales; Symbiodiniaceae. The record is from the annotation of a GenBank genome assembly.
AUGUGCAGUUGCGACCGUACCAUACCGGGGGUGUCACAAAAGUUUGGUUGGUGCUGCAGUCAGUCUCAGCAGCUCGGUGAGGAAGACGACAUCGACCACCUCACUUUCCUAGGCUCCGCAUUGUUCACCAGACGCGUAUCCGGGCCGCGAGUGGUCCUUUGUACCCCACCGUCGGCUGCGGCUUUGCAGGAUGCAGCGAAGCCGGAAGACCAAGCAGAGUCGGUCAAAGUGAAGGGCAAGUAUCGAAAGGUCAUCGACGGAACACCCUUCGAAUGCUAUGGAGCCCAUACAAACGCCUAUCCCUGCUGCUAUUUGACCGCUGCUUGCGCAAUAGGUGCGGAGAAGAAAGAGAUGGAUUGCUUCCUCGAGCGUUUCGAAGCUGCUGUGCAGGAUUACCGAAAUGGUGCUGGCAGAAAGGACAAGGUCGGUGCCAAGCCUGUGCUUGGAAGCUGA